AGUGAGACUUACCACGUGGUAGUGAAAGCAGCUCAAAGAAACUCCUGACUCCUAGAUAUCUCUUGGCUUUUUGAUAGUAGCUAGUCACUAACAGAAGGUCUAACACACGAUCACCAUGAGGGGAAAGAAGAGAGAACUUACUGACAUGCCUGACGAUGAGGGAGAGUGGUCCAAGCCUAAACGAAUGAAGUCCUCCAGCUCUACUGAAGGGGAGGAGGAAUCACGUGAUGUCACGCCCACUGAUAACCUCCCUGACCCGAACGCAGAGCACAAGAAAUUGGGAAAAUUGUCAAAAUUUCGAAUCUCAAAAGUCACUCGUAAAAAGCUCAAAGAGAAGGGGAUGCGAUUUCUGUUUCCCAUUCAAUACAAGACCUUUGAUCAUGUGUAUGACGGCAGGGAUGUGAUUGGUCAAGCUAGAACAGGGACGGGGAAAACCCUCUCAUUUGUCUUGCCCCUCCUGGAGAAAUUAAUAAAAGAAGGAAUCUCUAAUAACCGGGGACGCCCCCCCAUGGUGCUCGUUAUGGCUCCGACACGAGAACUGGUCAAUCAGGUCCAUGAAGAGGUAAAGGCGUUGGCUGGAGAGGGUGUGGCUUCACACUGUGUGUACGGGGGGUCACCUUACGGCCCUCAAGAGUCGGCCAUGAGGAAUGGACUGGAUAUUGUCGUGGGAACUCCCGGGAGAAUACUGGAUCACAUGAGACGUGGGCUCCUCAAACUAGGGCAGCUCAAGCACGUUGUGUUGGACGAGGCAGACCAGAUGUUAGAGAGAGGGUUCGCAGAGUCCGUGGAGGAGAUACUGGCUGCUUCAUUCGAAAACUCUACGGAGGGGGACAAGCCACAGCUGUUGCUCUUCUCUGCUACUGUUCCUAGUUGGGUACAAGACACGGCCGACAGAUACAUGUCACAAGACAAGGUUCUAGUGGAUCUGAUUGGACAACAGAGCUUACGUACUGCAGUGACUGUAGAGCACUUAGCAAUCUGUUGUCCUUAUGCUGAAAGGCCCUCCACCAUUGCUGAUGUUAUUCAGGUGUACAGUGGAGCACAUGGUCGCACAAUGAUCUUCUGUCCUACUAAGAAAGAGGCUAAUGAAAUGGCCCUCAGCUCGUGCCUGAAACAGGAUUGUCAAGUACUCCAUGGAGACAUACCCCAGAGGCAGAGGGAGAUCACCCUCAAGGGUUUCCGAGAGGGCAAAUAUCAGGUGUUGGUUGCUACGGACGUAGCCGCUCGAGGACUAGACAUCCCUGAGGUGGACCUUGUCGUACAGUGUGAGCCUCCAAAGGAUGUAGAUGCGUACAUUCAUCGCAGUGGGCGUACAGGCCGUGCUGGUCGCACUGGAGUGUGUCUACUCUUCUACAAGCCUCAACAAGAGCACCUCGUGAAACAGGUGGAAAGGAUAGCUGGUAUCAGCUUCCAGAGGAUAGGAGCUCCUCAACCAGUCGACAUUAUCAAGGCUGGGGCCAAAGAUUCCAUUAGAUCUUUGGACAGUAUCCCCGAGAGUGUGUUGGCAUUGUUUCGUGAGGCCGCUACCCAGCUGAUUGAUGGGCGUGGCGCUAUAGACGUGGUGGCAGCUGCUCUAGCACACAUGUCCGGAGCCAAAGAGAUUACAUCACGAUCUCUUCUCUCCUCUCAUCAAGGAUACACAACGUACCACAUGUGUGGUGAUCAGGAUAUCCGUGGUGUCAGCUAUUUCUGGAAAAUACUGGAACAAAGCCUUCCUCUGCAAGUCAAGGAGGCGGUCAAGGGCAUGAGGAUGUGCGCAGACAAUAGGGGUGUGGUCUUUGACCUCCCCUCUGAACUGCAGGACAUUGUGCAGGAGAACUGGACGGAUAGUUACGUCAAGUUGACCACACCCACUGUACUCCCAGAGUUGAAGGAGAGACAGCCAGAUUUCUACGACAGAAUGCAGUCCAAUCAAGCUAACAGGAGGUUUGGUGGUGGGGGGUCGUUUGGUCGUGGUGGUGGGGGGUCUUUCGGUCGUGGUGGGUUUCGUGGUCGUGGUGGAUCGAGGGGCGGAGCCAGUAGCUACAAUGGAGAGAGAAGAGGAUUUAGAAGACAUUAAUAACUGAAACACCGUAUUACAAACACUGCAAUUAUAAACAUUAAUAUUAUAUUUAUUGUUGAUGAUAAUUAAUAAUUUGUGUGG
Molecule: messenger RNA, 2143 nt
Organism: Halichondria panicea
Lineage: Eukaryota; Metazoa; Porifera; Demospongiae; Suberitida; Halichondriidae
Product: nucleolar RNA helicase 2-like
Exons: 12
Coding region: 116-2059 (647 amino acids)
Molecular function (GO): helicase activity; ATP binding; RNA binding
Source: RefSeq, a predicted model, not a curated record